Messenger RNA from Ruditapes philippinarum (Manila clam), 2890 nucleotides. Its product is annotated as cytosolic non-specific dipeptidase-like. Gene Ontology annotation, biological process: proteolysis. The transcript has 13 exons. The record is from RefSeq and is a predicted model, not a curated record. Bases 133 to 1551 code for a protein of 472 amino acids. Gene Ontology annotation, molecular function: metallodipeptidase activity. Lineage: Eukaryota; Metazoa; Mollusca; Bivalvia; Venerida; Veneridae.
UUUUGUUUACCGUCUCCUUGCUGAAAACCUAAACCGUCACGUGAUAAGGAACCAUCGUCACGUGAUGUUGAGCAUGUGACAUUUUAGUUUCAGUUGACGCGACAGAUUUCAUCAUUUGAUUCAAAACCAACAAUGGAAGCGUUAUUCGGGCACAUUGAUAAGAACGCAGAUAAAUAUAUCAAGCGUUUGUCUGACGUGGUUGCAAUAAAGAGUGUGUCAGCAUGGCCAGAGACAAGGCCAGAGAUCAGAAAGAUGGUCGAGUGGACAAAAGGGGAGCUUGAGAAACUUGGUACAACAUGUGAACUUGAAGAACUCGGAGAUCAGAUAUUGCCAGAUGGACAAAAACUUCCACUGCCACCAAUACUACUUGGAACACUAGGAAAUGAUCCUAAAAAGAAGACUCUUCUUGUAUAUGGGCAUCUUGAUGUUCAGCCCGCAGAAGUGAGUGAUGGAUGGGACACUGAACCUUUUGUUCUGACUGAGAAAGAUGGUAAAUUAUACGGCCGGGGGGCAACAGAUGAUAAAGGGCCUGUCCUGGGCUGGAUUAACGCUCUGGAAGCAAUGAAGGAGCAAGGAAUGGAAGUUCCCAUAAACCUUAAAUUCAUUUUUGAAGGCAUGGAAGAAUCUGGAUCUGAGGGGCUGGAUGAGUUAGUCUUCUCUAAAUCAGAUACUUUCUUAAAGGAUGUAGACUUUGUGUGUAUAUCUGACAACUAUUGGCUUGGCAAGAAGAAACCCUGUAUCACAUACGGUCUCAGGGGAAUUUGUUACUUCUUCCUAGAGGUAGAGUGUGCAUCAAAAGAUUUGCACAGUGGUUUAUUUGGAGGAACAGUUCAUGAAGCAAUGGGUGACCUGGUUCAUAUCAUGGGUAGUCUGGUAGAUUUAAAUGGUAAGAUUCUGAUACCUGGCAUCAAUGAUGCUGUUGCCAAGCUGACUGAAGAGGAAAAGGCUUUAUAUGGGCCAAUUGACUUUGAUACAAAUGAGUAUAAGUCUGAUAUUGGCGUUAAUAAACUGAUACACAAAGAGAAACAUGAGGUUCUAAUGGCGCGCUGGAGAUACCCAUCUCUGUCACUACAUGGUAUCGAGGGAGCAUUCAGCGGUGCAGGAGCUAAAACUGUGAUACCCAGGAAGGUGAUUGGGAAAUUUUCUAUUAGAUUAGUGCCUGAUAUGCAGCCAGAAGAGGUUGAAAGAUUGGUAAAAGCUCAUGUUGAGAAAGUGCAUGCAGACAGAGGUAGUCCAAAUAGAAUUAAAUUAUUUCUGGAAGGUGGAGGAGGUAAACCAUGGGUCAGUGAUUUUAAUCACCCUAAUUUUGUAGCGGGCAGGAAAGCCGUCAAUAAAGUAUUUGGCGUGGAGCCUGACCUUACUAGAGAGGGUGGAAGUAUUCCAGUGACCUUGACCUUCCAAGAGGCGACAGGGAAGAACGUCAUACUUCUCCCUAUAGGAGCCUCUGAUGAUGGCGCUCAUUCACAAAAUGAAAAGAUUGACAAAUACAAUUACAUUCAGGGGAUAAAACUGCUUGGAGCGUACAUGGAUGAAAUUGGAAAAACUGCAUAAUAAAUAGAGAACUAUUGUCAUUGACUGUUUAAUGUGCCAUCAGUGAUUUUCCUGCUUAUAUAACAGACUCAGAUAAACGACCUGUUCCCAAUUGAAAUAUUCUUUAAAAUUAAGCAGUUUUAAAAUCUGAACUUAAACCUGCUUUUUAGUUCCCAAAUCAGCAAUUUUAGUGAUAUUUUUCCCCAAAAUUUAAGAGGCUAAGGCCUCUUCCUAGUUAAGUGAGAAAAAUCACUGGCCAUUAUUGUUCAAAUAUUAAUGAAAUGGCCUUCCUGGAAGGCUUAGACUAAAAUCUACAUGUACUCAACUAACAAUUGUGGCAAAUAUUAACAUGUUUAUGAUGAAAGUAUAAUUAUGUUAGAGCCAUUGGACAUGUAGUGCUAGUAUUUUUUAUGGGGUGUGGAUAUUAUAUAAUUAGAUUUGAUAUUUUGAUGUUUGAAAAUGUAGACAUUUAAAUUUUGUUAUGCAGUAUUAAUUGGGAGUCAUUCACCAGUCAAGUGUAACCUCAGUAACCCCAGGGAAAAGCAGGGAUAUUACUGCUGAAUUAUCAGAAGAAAAAUUUAGUUUGUAUAUUGUUUGUAAGUAACAAUAUUUCUGACAAAGGCAUUCAAGUUGAUAUGUUGUCUUAAUCUUAUUUACUGAAUUUUAUUAUUUACAAGCAAAACGACAGAGAUUUUUCUUUAAUUGUGUGAGAAAAAUCAAAUUUGAUAAUUCAUAAUUGAAAUGGCAGGAUUAUUUUAAAGCAACAUACAAAAACAAAAUUAAUACAGUCACUGAGUCAGUUAUUUCAUCUUGUGUAAUGCACUUAAUAUCCACUUAAACUACUUAAAGAAAAUCAUGAGUUAAGAUAUGCACUGAUAGUAACAUAAAUGAAGUAGAAAUAUGGUGUAAAAAAAUUAGCAUUUAACAUUAUUCAUGAAGUGAGUUAUGUUUUGGGUUGCAAAUACCAAUAAAUUUCUUAGAACUAGUUACAUUUUUCUUUAGUUUAAAAUCUUUGUUUGCACAUCUGGAGAUAAUUAGUUUGAAUUCUUUGCCAAUUUUCUGAUGGAUAUUUAUGUAAAUGAUUAGUUCUACAGUUCUUUCAGAUAUUAAUACAAGACUACAGUGCACAUGUGUUAACCAGAUAAACUGAUUAUUAUGAUACAUGUAUUUACAAUUUAAACAUACGAUAUUAAAUCCCUAUUUUUUAUCAUGAUUAAAUUAUGCGAUGUAGUACCUUAAGUGUUCUUAUUUCAUUGAUUUGUAUCAUGGUUCCAAAUUCAUUUCUUGUCAGAAAGUUAAAUACAGCAAUGUUAUUUCUUUUGUAUUAUUUCAAUAAAUGGCUACUAAUAUAUGACUUUUU